AUGGUGGAGGCUGUCGGCGCUCUGUCUGCUCGUCCGCCCACUCCACCUAGGACAGGUAUUCGUAUGCUGUCUGAAAAAGAUCGAACGCAUGAUUCUCCUAUCGUCGUACAGACCCCCGGCGAUUCUCCUUUUACUGUGAACGGCUCCACGGGUGCUCCCUCUACGCGACAAUCCAAGCGGGUGAACUUCUCACCAUGGACGAAGUACAUUAAACCUCCGUCGUUUGCGAAUGCCACUCUGAAGUCGAAGUCGGAACUCAAGGCGCUGCCCCCCUCAAAUGAAUGCAAGCCUGCAAAAUCGAUUCUGAAGACGACGAAUGCGCAUACCCCGACCAACACGACUGACCCCGAAGAGUAUACCCCCGAAUCGUUCGCCAUGCUAUUGGAUUCGAUUUCGCAACAACUGGCCGGAGAGUCAAUAACUUCCAGACUGGACGCGUAUAUGCAGCUUUUUGGGGCACUAAGAGCAUAUGAAAAGCUUCCAGGGGAUCAAGAAAUCGGGGAUAAACUCGGUCUCAUGGUCCAGUUUAUACAGCGGGAUCUUAGCACAGGCCUUGAGAAUGGAGGUCCCUUGGGCACAAACCUGGUCAUUCAAGCUCUGAAGUUAGCUGCUGCGCUUGCAUGGAAUUUCCAGCUAGCACCACAAUUUUCGGAUGAUUUCAAAAUCUUCCUUGUGGAGCACUCCAUCAACUGCCUUCAAACUGCAAAAGCACCCAAAUCGGUAUUGACGCACUAUAUGUCCAUACUGUCCAUGCAAAACUUCCAACCGAGAGUAAUGACGAAUGGACGGAUCGCGCGCCUUUUGACCGUUCUUGAAGACAUUACCACUCGAGUCAAUGGGAAUGCGAUAGUCUCCCAGCGUCUAAGCAUCUAUCAACGCCUUCUCACUCAAUCUAAGUCAGUUUUCAUUUCGCAGUCCGCGCUAUGGGUAGAACAUCUUCUCUCGGGCCUACUCCACCACGUCAGGGAUACGAGGUUGAAGGCGAUUUCCCUCGGCUUUCAAACUACAAUGAUAUGUGGUCCGAACCCCACCCUAUCCAAAAGUGUUCGCGAUCUAUUCGAUCGUCCUCUGGACAACGGCGGGAAAUUGGUAACAGAAAUCUGCGAGCGGAUGGCGCGGAUGAUGCCGAAUCUUGAGAGUGGCGUCCAUGUGCCCCAAAUCUGGAGCAUCAUAGUCCUCCUACUGAGGACCAAGAGGAGCACUAUCGAUCAAUGGGACCACUUCAAAGAAUGGGUACUUGUUCUGCAAAGAUGUUUUAACUGCAGCGAAUCAUCGAUAAAGGCCCAGGCCAUCCUUGGAUGGAAUCGAUUCGUUGCUGUCGUCAGCCCGAGUGAUACAACGAGUCGUUCGAUGUUGAAGAUGCUAAGUAAACCUAUCAUGUCCCAAUUUGAGCGAAAAAAGCAAGAAAAGUUCGGGUCACAACCUAGUCACCUGGCUAUGUGCAGUUAUCAUAAUCUUCUAUAUUAUGCGUUCCGGCCCUCUGCAACGUUCCAUCACCUUGAUGUCGUUUGGGAAGAGUACAUUGCCGCCCCGUCAAGCACAUUCGCCUCCAACGCCAGCCUGAAUGACCGAUUCUGUCAAGCUUUGUCUAAUCUAUUAUGGAGCUCGCAAGCGAAGAUAUGGACGGAAAAUAAAAUCAAUGAGAGUACCAAGUUGGAACCUGAGGAGUUAUCCUCGAUUGAUUGCAGAUGGGUCAGAUCCAGAAUCUCCACGGUUCUUGGUGUCUUUGAGAGGGUUUUGAAGUCCUCGGUUUGGAGUGAUAAUCCGGCUGAAUCGAAUAUUGCCGGCGCCUGGAUUAGCCUGUCUCGCGCUCUGUCCUAUGCCUCUAGCAAAGAGAUCACCCCUUCUCCCGAAUCUAUGCAAGCUGUUGGCAGCGUCCUCGGCCUCCUCCAGCGUCUUUGGAAUGCCGGUCCCUCUUCUCUGAAUGUCACUAUUCACGACGCCAUGGAUGCUUUCUUCGAACGUUUCCAAUUUCUAUCUACGACCAUGAUUUUCUCACUUGGUGGCAUCUCAUUUACUGAGAAAUUGCUUCUGAAGACAGCCGACGAGACAUUUCAGGCUGCUAACACACCCACAUCACAUCCUUCACGUGGAAGCACCAAUUUAGACAGUCCUAUCCUCCACCUUCUCCGACUCAUAAGCGACGUGUCUCAAAUCUCGGAACCAACCUCUUCGUAUUCGCGUUUAAUCAGUGGCACACUCGAAGCGGCCUGCGAUGGAAAAGCGUCUCGAGGCUCAAGACUAGAACUUCUCCAGCAGUGCGCGCGGCUGUAUCCCAGUGACACCGAGUUCGACCUUGGUGUUCGUAAUUUUGCGCAGACUGUCUGGAGUUCGACUGCACAACUUGCUGCUGAAUCUCUCAGAUCUUAUCCCCUUGAGUCGGCACGUGAACGGGAUGGUUCGGUCAUUCGUGACUACGAGAAUGUCGUCAAGGUUCUUUCCGUUGGACUUAGAUUCCCAUUGUUUUUUCCCGCAUGGAACCAGCUCCUUGAAGCCCUCGUUCGCGCCAUGAGGACGGAGAAAGGGGAGCGGGCCAUUGCAAGGAUGGCUCUAGAGCCUCUUGCAGAAUACAUGUUGCCACUUGAUCCUCAGAGCACCUAUCUUCCGUUAUCUUCUCUUUUCGCCCAGUCCCUUUCCAUUCCAUACUGCCAUGAGGAAUCGGGGGAAGGCCCAGAGAAUGAAAUGAACAGCAAACCUAGCGACAACGAAGUAUUCUUUCCGAGUCAUCUAGCGAGAUUGGUGAAUCGUACACUUCAGGAAUCCUACGCCAAAUUUAAUCCUUUGGAAACGCGCGGCGUUGCGGAUUUCCUCGAGUCUUUGACAUCGUUUUUGGGCUCUGGGGUCUUGUCUUUCCGCUGGGGAAUUCUUGAAAGUCUCCAGGAAACUCUUUCGCUUUGGCUCAAGGAUGAAGCACGCAAAGUCAAUGUUGAAAAUGGUGUGGAGAGCAGGAUUCUUACAGCUUGUCGCGCUCUGUCAUCAGCUGUCAUCAACAUCUUACAGGCUUCAUCCCCCCAUAGCGCCUUGUGUCUGUGCAAAUUUGAGUCUAUCAUCACCGCUGGACUGGAAUCAUCGCAUGCAUCUAUAGCAAAGAGAUUCUUUGAAUUUUUGAAAUCCACUUCUGGGGCACAGGAAUCCUUGGCAUCUUUUGAAGGCAUUUCUCGCGCUCUGGCGAAACUGGAGUCUCACCUAAGUUCUCAGCUGCAAGCUGCAACUCGAACACACAGUUUACAGGGCGGAGGCCUCGCCAACACAGCCCUGGCAACGCAGGAACCAGGCGAUCUGGCGGAUAUGUCGAUCAAGUCUCGCAUUUCAUAUAUUCUUGACGAUAAUUUCCAGAGUACUCGAUCUCCCAGCUUUAAUUCGUCCCCAGUCACGAAUGUACAUAAAGCUACGGGAUUGCCCGUGGCUCGAGGCCGAGAGGCUAUCAAACGCCCGUCUGCCCAGCCAGCGAAGGAUAAUUUGCUCCAUUCUCCCAACGAAGUUCGAUCUAUUCCUUUUGCAACCGGCGACAUAGUCUCCGGGCAUCCUGAUGACGUCUUUGCCAUUAUCGACAAUAUCCGUCCGUCGUCGCCGCAAGCGCAAACUCCAAGAGAACUUGGAUUCUUGACUCCCCCACAUGCACGUAAGCUCUGCAGCCCUGAUUCGGGGGUAAAUUCUCCCCAGACGCCUACGCUACCAGUCGCUGUGGCGGAAAUUGAGGAUGGUUUCUUCGGCUCUUCUCCUACUCCUGGUACUAGGGGCAGAGUGCCGGCGGGUGGUUCGACUAACCCUUCGUCUUUGGCGACCGAGGUGAUGGAUUCCCACAUGGAUAUCGAUCCUCCGUCAUCACCUCCAGGAAUGAGACUUCUUAGUCCGAGCUCUCGCAAUAAGUCGGAAUUGUCCAUUUCUCAUCAGAGACCUUUGAAUAUAGGAAUGGGAAAUGGAGAUACAGGGGAUCAAGAGAAUAUCCCAAACCCUGCAGGUGAAGACAAAGAGGUUUAUAGUGAACCUGCACCUCAGGUCAUCCAAACCGCAAAUCCGACGACAAAUGAGCCUGAACAGUCAGAAAAGCCUCUCAAACGCCGUCUUCGUUCUUCUAUGAGCAAAAUUCCCAUCUCCGAAACUCAUACCAACACUGAAGAAACAGCGGAUGCACAGCAACAGGAAGCAGAUAAUGAGCCACGAACACCCACCAAUCUUACUGAGCGUGUGGAUGUUACUGAAUCUGUACUUGAGAAUCGUCCAGACGUUACUAACGACACUGCAAAUCACGACGAGUUUUCCACUGAGAUGGAUUGCAUUGCGGAUUCAUUUAGCGAUGACAUGGAGAUUCAAAUCGCAUCCCAAUUAGAGCAAGACAUGGAAUCUGCAGAGCAUAUGAACGAGAAGCCCAGAAGCGAGCCAACUCCGGAACCUCCCAGCAAACAAUCGAUGACAAGGAAAAGGAAACGGGAGGUGGAUGAGGCUGAAGCUGAGACGCCUUCCACGCAAGAGCGACGUCGUUCUCAGAGAUUGUCAUCGGUCAAGGCGCCUUCUGUCUCUGCGAUGCAAGAAGCAAUGAGUACCCGUGCCACAAGAUCCAUGACUUCCGCAUCAUCACAACAUGUCAAGUCUUCGCCUGCGCCAUCUGUUGCCAAGAAGCGGAAGCGCCAGUCGAAGACCGAAUUGGAGCAGUUAGUGGAUUUUGGCUCGCAGAUUCUAGGAUCAGUCCCGGCUCUCGAACAGGUAACGUCGAGCAACGAUGCACCGAAAGAACCUGGACCGACGGAGAUCUCGCCUCAGAAGAGAAGAUCCUCUCGCCUGGGCGGUCAUGCAGCGCCAGUCAUGGCAGAGGAAAGUCUUUCUCGGAGACAAUCACCCCGUACGACACGCUCGCACAAACCGAGCCCAACGAAAAAGGCAGCUGUCUCAGAGAACUCUUUUGUCAGGUACACAGAGCCAACAACUGAAUCUACUCCCGAAGAGCCCGAAGUGCAAGUUUCUGACAAGACGGAGAUCCAGACUCAGGGAGCGAAUCAGGAGAGCCCUGUCCUGGAAAAUCAUGUCCCAGAAACAGCUGCCGCCCAAGCGUCCUUACCCACAGUAGGUGAGGAUUCUACUAAUCUUCACAUGGACGACGCAGGCCCAUCGACCGAGCAAGCCUCAACAAGCGAUCAUGCUCAGCUUGAUGAAGUUCCAACAGGCGCUGAUGAACUUGCUCAAACAUCGGACACCCAACCAAUGACGACUCAAUCCACUCAAACCGACAAUCCGACCGAGACUAUCACCCAGGAUGGCGUGAUUUCCACACUCCGCAAGGCUUUGCACGAUAUCAAGAUGACGACUCUGGAUCUCACCUCGCUGAAGGAAAUUGACGAUCUCCUCUUCGACAUCCGAGUCGAGACACACGAAGCACUGAGAAGACACACAACUUAA
This is a messenger RNA of Aspergillus clavatus NRRL 1, 5394 nucleotides long. RefSeq names its product putative telomere length regulator protein (Rif1). The transcript is spliced from 3 exons. Gene Ontology annotation, cellular component: nucleus. Gene Ontology annotation, biological process: telomere maintenance. NCBI's taxonomy places the organism in Eukaryota, Fungi, Ascomycota, Eurotiomycetes, Eurotiales, Aspergillaceae. The record is from RefSeq and is a predicted model, not a curated record. Bases 1 to 5394 code for a protein of 1797 amino acids.